Molecule: messenger RNA, 5138 nt
Organism: Cryptotermes secundus
Lineage: Eukaryota; Metazoa; Arthropoda; Insecta; Blattodea; Kalotermitidae
Gene: pbl
Product: protein ECT2
Exons: 18
Coding region: 434-3076 (880 amino acids)
Biological process (GO): activation of GTPase activity; mitotic cytokinesis; intracellular signal transduction
Cellular component (GO): nucleus; cell cortex
Molecular function (GO): guanyl-nucleotide exchange factor activity; GTPase activator activity
Source: RefSeq, a predicted model, not a curated record
AUUUUUCUCUAUAAAGUUGGGCUUUCGCCCGCGUUAGUGUGGCAGUGUCAUAUAUUUUGGGGCCACCACAUAUUCAGCGGCCCUAGUACCACACAAUAUGUUGUGGCAUUGUAUCUAAAAGUUUGUAUUUUAUCAAGGUUAUGACUGACUUGCGGGGGUGUGUGUCCAUUUGUAAUGUGGUGAUGUCAUUGUCACGUGCAGCUGUUCAACCAAUCAACGACGCUAAAAUGUUUGAAUUGAGUGCUAGUGAAGUUCGAACGGCAAUGCUUUUAAGAAAAAAUAGCAAAUGAAUUACGUCAUGGCGAAAAAUGACUAAAGUUAAUGAUAAAAAUAUCGUGCGAACAAUUUUUUAGACAUUUAAAAUGAUUUGAAGUGAGUUACACGAAAUUGUUUUAAGAGUAUCGUAAAGAAUUCAAUGUUGUAACCAAUCAAGAUGGACGAGACGAACGUUUGUCUCGCCGAGUCGCAAAUGACAAGUAUUGGCAACAUUAAUACAGGACCUGAUGAUAGUGUGUGUUCACCACAUUUGGAAGCAGUUCGGUCUCGAAUUUGUCUUGUUGGAGUGCCUGCUAGUGAUUCAAGAAUUUCCGAAGCAGCACAGGCUUUCGGUGUGCCUGUCGUAUCAUCAGAAACAGGAGCAGAAUUUCUAAAUGAUGGCUCAUGGGAUACUGUUUUUGUUUUGGAAGAAUUCAGUGGCCCUGUGUAUGAUGCCAUCCAUCGUUCAGAACAAAGAAUCCUGGGUCCUACAGCCCUUCAGCAGUAUGCAGAUAAGGGGGAGGGACUGCCAAGCAACAGUCGGCCAUUGUACAGUCUAGCCAUGUCUGGUCUGGUAAUCUGCUUCACGGGCUUUAGGAAGAAAGAUGAACUGAACCAGAUGAUCACAUUGAUCCAUAACAUGGGUGGCAGCAUACGGCGUGAUAUGGUGUCAAAAGUUACCCAUCUUAUAGCCAAUGCCUGUGGAGGGGACAAGUACCAAUAUGCUGUGACAUUCCGUGUGCCUGUGAUGGGCGAAAAAUGGGUGCAUGCCAUGUGGGAGAAACGAAACGAAAUAACUAUUUCAGCUGCAAGUGAAGAGAUGAUGUGUUACAAGCUGAAGCCGUUCCAUGGUGCACGUGUGUGUUUCUGUGGUUUCCCAGAUGACGAAAGGCAGCACAUGACGGAGGUGUUGCAGGAGAAUGGAGGAACAGCUACAGAACUGGAAGACCCCACCUGCACACAUGUGGUGGUAGAUGAGUCAGCUGUGCAGAAUAUUCCCGAGAAGGCUCCUCUCCGGGCUCCUAUCGUAAAAGCCGAGUGGUUUUGGGUAUCAGUUCAAAAUGAAGGUUGUGCAGAUGAGAAGGAAUAUCUCUUUGAAGAUUACCUUGAGACAAUGCUUAGUCCAAAUGGACGUUGCGGUUCUCAGACUCCUAAUGCCUCUUCCUCAACACGAGCUCGGAAGAGGAAGCGGUUACGUGAAGCAAUGUGUAGACUAAUACAAAACGAAUCACCAGCACUGCACAAGAGGCGGUCAUCUGUCAGUGACGCAGGCCUGCUGAGCAUCAGUGGUUCCUUCCUGGACUGUACUGUUAGUCCAGAAAAGCAACCUGAUGAAUCAGAAUCAGUGGCAAAUGACACACCAAGGAAAAUCCAAAGUCCCAGGCAGCAAGUGUUCAUGGAACUGGUUCAGACAGAGUCCAACUAUGUGGGCAUUCUUUGUACUAUCAUGUCAAUGUUCAAAACGCCAUUGGAGGACUUGAGUGAAUCAGAAGGCCAGUUGCUAAACAACACAGAACUGAAGAUUAUCUUUGGAAACCUUCCUCCCAUCUUUGAAGUCCAUAAGCAGAUGUUGGAGGAGCUCUGUUGGGCUGCUUCUCACUGGAAGGAAGACUUUAGCAUUGGGCAGGUGUUCCUUAAAUAUGCACCUGAUUUGGUAAAGGCCUAUCCACCAUUUGUUAAUUUCUUUGAGAAUACCAAAGAGAUGCUAGUGAAGUGUGACCAGACAAAGCCGCGGUUCCACGCUUUUCUGAAGAUCUGUCAAACAAAACCAGAAUGUGGGCGACAGAGCCUGCAGGAGCUUCUGAUUCGCCCUGUUCAGCGCCUUCCCAGUAUCAGUCUCUUAUUGAGUGACAUUCUGAAGCACACCAACAAGAGUAACCAGGACUACAGUGCACUGGAGCAGGCUCUGAGCAGCAUACGGGAAGUAAUGAUGCACAUAAACGAGGACAAGCGCAAGACCGAGGGCCAGCUUGUUAUGUUCGACAUUUUCAAUGACAUAGACAACUGCCCUGCACAACUGGUGUCCUCGCAUCGUAGUUUCAUUGUACGUUGUGAUGUCAUAGAAUUGAGUGAUGGGCUGAGUGGACGUGGGGACAGUCUAGUCUUCUUCCUGUUCUCGGACAUGAUGGAGGUGUGCAAAAAACGCUCAAAGGUUUUCAACUCUCUUAAAAGUCCCAACACAACAAGCAGCCUGCAUUCUAUGAAGCUGAGUAAUGGGAAGCCAUAUAAACAUAUCCGUCUCGUACCCUUGUCUAAUAUCAAGCGAGUCAUCAACAUAAAGGAAAGUGAUGAUUGCCAUAACGUGUUUGCAUUGAUGUGCCGAAGUAACCAGGAGUUGAAAGAGAAGUUGUACUCCUUUAUUUUGGCAGACGAAGAAACAGACAAACUUGCCUUCCUUAGGAUGCUCUGUCGUCAGAUGGCAAACACACUCUGCAAAGCUGAUGCAGAUAACUUCCUUGCUUCGCUCGAGUCACACCAACUGGACAUUGAUACCAGUGAUGUGACACUAGGCACACUCGGUAAAGCAUUCAAGUUUGCUUCUCGGACAAAAAUGAAAGUAGGGCGAGCCUUUAGUUUCAAUAAAACUCCUAGCAAGUUGAAACGAGCAGUUUCAACAAUGAUGAGUCCGUUUGGUAGUACAACAAGUCUCACCCCAGCAUCACAACUCGCACAGAUGAGACUAGCCAGCUGCAAUAAUCUCAAUGAACUGGAAAGUUCUCCAAUUACAGAAGAACCGUCGUAUGUUGCUCCAAUGUCUGUCCAACCAACACGAAAAAACAAAUGUUCGUCGCUCAACAUGGCUGCUCUUCACAGGUUAUAACCUUGAUGGUACAAGCACAUUAUUUAAGGAGUGGUUCAUUAGUUUCUGCAACACUUUUGGUGCGGAAAAGCCAGGUUAUAAAGGUGUAUGUACGUAUGGCCAGUACAGAAAUGUGUGCGUGGUUGUCGGCAAUCAAAACAUGAAUUUGUACAAAAGAAAAAAAAGAAAGAAGAUUGGAAAUUAAGCAGAGUGAAUAAAAAUGUAUAAGCUGAAAUUAUGGUAAUAUUUUUAAGGGACCAAGAUGGACUGUUGUUACAUGUGAGUAUGCUCUUAAGGCUCAUCCACUUAAGAAGUAUUUAUUUAAUUGGUUUAUUACUAAAACAAGCUGUAUAUACUGGAAUCAUAUGUGUGUCUUGUUAACCUUUAUCAUACAGGAAAAUCGGGAUUUAAGUCUGCUAUUGUGGCACUGGUGGCCAGGUUUUAAUUUGGUUGUAAUGGCAUUUAUGUUGUCAGCAGUGUGUUGCUAGACCUGCUGUGACCUACACACAUGCUGAAUCAUAUCCAGUUGUGAUUAAUCACAUACUGUAUUAAGUACAUAUUAUGGUUUCUUAUUAUUUAUCAUAUAGCUUAUAUGCUGUUUGACUGGGAUAGGAUCUGUGAACAUGAAUAUCAUUAUGAUUUUAGUCUUUUAGGAAAACUCAGUGCUUACUGCAGUGUAGUCUCCCAUAAAAGGUCAAAAUUUUGUAAUUAUGAACAUAAGAUUAUGGAGGAAACUUGUGAUGUUAUGUUCUGAGUGUUAGCAUGGUGGACUAAAUGUAUUUCAGGUUUUCUGUCUGGGGUACAGAUUUACCUUUGCUGACCCCUUGGGUUCCAGCAUACCUGACAUCACAUGUGUUCAGCACAAAUGCUAUUACUGUAAAUUAAAAUCUGGCUCUAUAUGCUACUCCCAGACAAAGAAGGUGGUGUUUGCUGGAUUUGAGGUUCUCAUGUCAGUGACUAGGAUGAGUACAGUCUUCUUAUGCCAAGUAGUCUGCUAGAGGCUCACCAGUGUUUCAGGGAAACAUACUGUGUGCAUCUCCAGAGUCAAGUAAGCAAGCUAGCAAGAAACUAGCAGAUUUACUUGUAGAUUACUUACUUUGCUUAUUCUUUUACCCUGAAGAUGGAGGCAAAACAUUCCUCCAAAAUUUAAUUGAACUUCUGUGAGAUGUUACAGAAUCACAUCCCAGAAGAGGGUUCUGUGUUAAGGAAAUAUAAUUCCCCCACCAUGGAACCAUCCUUUUAUUGGAGACUUUUGGUUUUAGUGGGAAUCUUUGUUGAGGAAAGUUAGUUAUGAGUUAAUGCUCAUGUCGAGCUGUAUCUUCCAUUUCCCCUAUUCUAGGUUCACCGAAAUGAGGAAUGUUGCUCGCCACCAGAGCAUGUCCUCUGUAAACAGGUGUUAAGGUGUUUGCAGUGAAAUCAGUAGACCUGAGUAACAAUUUUUGGUUUAUCUGCUGUCUCUUUAUACAUUUUUAUUCACUUGCUAAUCGGAGAAACAGACUGGUUAUUUCAAACCGCAGAUCCAUGAGGGCCAAGGUGAGAGAGGAAGGAACCUGCAUUUCAUACAGGAAGGAAUGCAGAAUUUCCAUAGGCCAUAUUGAAAAUACAGAAUCUCUUUUUCUGAUUGGCAAUUUGAUAAUGCUCUAUAGUUUUGAUUUUUAGUAAGUUGUUAUACAGCAUUUUCAUUUAUAUAUAGUUUGGCCAUAUUGUUUUGAGAAAUAGUUUUCAUGUGAACAAUAUGUGACACUUAAUUUGGUUAUAUAGAGUGUCCAGGGCAUGUGUCCAUUGUUUUUAGAGCAAAUAUUUUUUUGUCAUAGAUUACACAAAGCAUAGCAGAUAUAAAAAUACGUUUUGAGAUAUGAGGUUUUCAUGGCAGUGAAUAUUAAAAUUACAGUCUUCUGUUGUGAGGCUCCAUGUAGUCUGGAGAAGACCCUGAAGAUAGAGACAACAGGUUUGUCUUUAUAUCCCAGAAUGCUGUAAUCUUCAAGAUUUUAGUAGUAGUAGGUAGAAUUUGAUAUAUAAGAUUUGAGGCUUUCACGGCGGUGACUAUGAAGAAAGCAGUCUUCUGGGCUUUGGCGCCGUGUAU